This is a messenger RNA of Saccharomyces kudriavzevii IFO 1802, 1239 nucleotides long. It is a transcript of the gene GTS1, whose product is annotated as Gts1p. The record is from RefSeq and is a predicted model, not a curated record. Gene Ontology annotation, biological process: intra-Golgi vesicle-mediated transport; endoplasmic reticulum to Golgi vesicle-mediated transport; endocytosis. Gene Ontology annotation, cellular component: Golgi apparatus. The transcript has a single exon. NCBI's taxonomy places the organism in Eukaryota, Fungi, Ascomycota, Saccharomycetes, Saccharomycetales, Saccharomycetaceae. The coding region runs from base 1 to 1239 and encodes 412 amino acids. Gene Ontology annotation, molecular function: GTPase activator activity; protein binding.
AUGAGGUUUAGGAGUUCUUCUCACAGCCUAAAGCAUGUUGACAGAGAAUUGAAGGACUUAAUUAACUCAUCUGAAAAUGCCAAUAAAUGUGGUGAAUGCGGUAAUUUCUACCCAACUUGGUGUUCAGUUAAUUUGGGAGUUUUCCUGUGCGGUAGAUGUGCCUCGGUCCACAGAAAGGUGUUUGGUAGCAGGGACGACGACGCCUUUUCUAACGUGAAAUCAUUAUCUAUGGAUAAAUGGACAAGAGAGGAUAUCGACGAAUUAGUGAGUCUUGGAGGCAACAAAGGAAAUGCUCGGCUCUGGAACACCAAGAAUGUUCCCUUUCCCUUUGACGGUGAUGAUGACAAGACUGUUGUGGAACAUUAUAUUAGGGACAAGUAUAUUUUGGGUAAGUUCAGGUAUGAUGAAACAAAGCCUGAAGAUUUUGGAUCGAGAGCGGAUGAUUCUGAUAGGGAAUCAGAUAGGUUUCAUGAAAGAAAUAGGAGCAGGAGCAGGAGCGCAUCUCAUUCAUUCUACAAAGGGGGUCAUAACAGGUCUGAUUAUGGCGAUUCAAGGGACUCGUUUCAAAGCGGGGGUAGCAGAUAUUCCAGACAACUGAUAGAACUGAGAGACAUGGGUUACAACGAUACAGCAAAAAAUUUAGACGCAUUAUCGUUUGCUCACGGCAAUAUUAAUAGAUCCAUCGAUUAUCUUGAAAGAAAUUCAAGUUCAAGAAAUAGUGUAUCAUCACCAGCACCUGCAUCAAUCCCGCCCUUGCCUAGAAGACGUGCAACAACCGGUGGGCCACAGCCAGCUAUCUUUGAUGGUAGUGAUGUAAUCACGCCGGAUUUUACCGCAAAUUCCGCAUCAGCCUCUCAAGCAAAGCCAGCCGUUUUCGAUGGUACUCUUCAGCAGUACUACGAUCCCUCUACCGGAAUCAUAUACGUAGACCAGCAGCAAUACGCCAUGGCUAUGCAGCAGCAGCAGCAACAACAACAACAACAACAACAACAACAACAACAGCUAGCCCUGGCGCAAGCUCAGGCUCAGGCUCAGGCGCAAGCUCAGGCUCAGGCUCAGGCGCAAGCUCAGGCUCAGGCUCAGGCGCAAGCUCAGGCUCAGGCUCAGGCUCAGGCUCAGGCUCAACAGGCACAAAUGCAGCAGUUUCAGAUGCAGCAGCAACCGCAACUAACAUAUCAGCAAAUGCAACAGAUGCAGCAGGGAGGACAGCUCCCUCAAGGUUACUUCUACAUGCAGUAA